GUCGGCGGAGAGUGACAGCUGCUGGCGACCAGAUCUGGAGCGAGGUCGGAGACAAUGAAUCGCCAGAAAUCAAGUGGACCUCCAUAGCCAUUAGACUCGGAGAUCGGAAUCAAAGAUGCUAGUCACCGGUGGACGAUUUGAAGCAUCGGAAGCCGAGUACUGAAAUGCCACCGGAGCUCAAUUCUAGUUGAAUCGGAGAUUGAAGUGAUAAUGGCCAAGAUUUUAAGUGAAUCGGAGGAGGUGGAGAUGGAUUCCAAGUGGUUACCACGGUGCAUUCAAACCGUGAGAUGGGAAGAAUCAAGCAUGAUAGAAGCAGAUAGGUUGUUGCUUGCAGGUGCUCUAGAAGACCCGGUGAAUCAAAGAUUUUUCCUGCUUUUUGACAGUUGUCUUCCCCUUUACAGUUUUAGCUAUAUAUACAAGUAUCUGAUGGCUUCUCCACGGAGUUACGUGGACAGAUACAGCUUAAAGAUGUUACUUACCAUCCCGAAAGACAAGUGGCGAAAAGAAUCUCAGAGCAAGGGGCUCAUUGACAGCAAGUCAUUGCUGCAAUUUCUAGCUUUGACAGCAAGUUUUUGCUGCACAGCAUAUUUAAACAGGGGAGCAAACACAACCCUCAAACCCACAGAUCAGGAUUCACCCUACUAUCUCCAUCCAAGUGAUGAUCCAGGGAGGAUUCUUGUAACAACUUUGCUGAAUGGGGACAACUAUCAUACUUGGAGGAGAGCAAUGCAAAAUGCUCUUUACGCCAAGAAUAAGAUUGGAUUUGUAGAUGGAACUCUUGAGAAGCCGGAGACAACCUCACCUCAAUACCAAGCAUGGAUGAAGUGCAAUUCUAUGGUGCUCUCUUGGAUCCUUAACACAGUCACUAAAGAGCUACAAGACAGUGUGGCUUAUGCAGAGACAGCAAAAGAAAUUUGGAAUGAACUGCUGGAACGGUUUACUCAAGGGAAUGCAUCUCGUGUGCAUGAACUCAAACUCGAAUUAGCAACAUUGACACAGCAAACAAGGUCAGUUUCUGCUUAUUUUACCAAACUAAAACCAAUUUGGGAUGAGUUACAGGCACAUGAACCAGCACUUGUCUGCACUUGUGGCUGCACAUGUGGGGCAGCAAAAGAAUAUGCAAAGGCUCGAGAGACGGAGAGAAUCCACCAAUUCCUAAUGGGAUUGAAUGAAAACUUUUCCACAACUCGAUCCCAAAUAUUAAGCAUGGAUCCUUUGCCCUCCCUAAAUAAGGUGUAUGCAAUGGUAACAAAAGAAGAAAAGCAGCAAACAGUGGCAGCAUCCAGAGGUCCAAAUAUAGAAGCCACAGCUCUUGCAGUAAGGGGACCAUCAGGAAGGUCACGAUGUGAUCACUGUAAAAGGCUUGGGCACACUAAAGAAAGAUGCUACGAGAUCAUUGGGUAUCCUGUGAAUUGGAAGCCUGGGAUAGGCAAAACCAAGACAAAGGGUGAGGCACAAAAGACUGGACGAGAGAAAGACCAUGCCUUUGUAGCUAAUGCAGCACAUGAGCCCACAGAGGAGUUAUCAAAUCAGUCUCCAGUUUCUGGGUUGAGCAAAGAGCAGUAUGACCAACUCAUCUUGCUUCUCGGUGGUAAUACCAUCUUUAAUCACUCAGCCAACCACGCUGGUAAGGCACAAAACUCCUCUUUUCAUUGGAUCAUUGACAGUGGGGCUUCAGCUCACAUGACUCCACACCUAUCUGCAUUUACCAAAGCUAAACCUUAUACCUCCCCUGUCCGUAUACCAAAUGGAACCUCUUUGGAGACAUCACAUGUGGGAAAAAUAAUUUUAACCAACGAAAUCACUUUAGACAAUGCCUUAUGCAUCCCAAAAUUCACCUGUAAUCUUUUAUCAAUCAGUGAGAUAACCAAACAACUUGGUUGUGUUGUGAUCUUCUUUCCUAACUUUUGCAUUUUUCAGGACCUUACCUCGAGGAAGCUGAUUGGAGUGGGUAGGCUUCAUGAAGGGAUGUAUUAUUGCAAUUUUGGACAUGUUGCAGCAGCCAGUCAACUAAAACAAAAGCAAAGCACUUCAUAUGAACUUGACAAUGGAAAGGAAUUUACUGAAGGGCUUCUAAAAGAUUUUUGUCUUAAAAAGGGCAUUUUACAGCAAACUUCUUGUGUGAACACACCACAACAAAAUGGUGUCGUUGAGCGUAAGCAUCGUCAUUUGCUUGAGUCUAAAGAAAAUGAGCACCAUCAAGGCAAAUCUACUCCUACUGUCACGGUUCAGCCAUUUGAAGAACAUCCCUUAACCAAUGACAAUUCCCAUGACAAGUCUGAGGAGAGUGCUCACCAGCCUGAAUCCCUGGACCAACAUAAGCCAUUGGAGGAAACUCAAAAUACACAGCCAACAAUUGAUCCACAACCUGCUACAGACUCAGGAAACCCACUUGUGCAAUCUUUGAGGCCACAGCGAGAAAGACGUGCACCGCAGCAUUUAGAUGACUAUGUUUGCAGCAUGUCACAAUCUGCCGAUCCUGAUCCAGUCACACUCCAGUCGGCUAACUCAGAUGAACAGUUUUUCCGACACGGACUUUUUCUCAUUGUUGAAGAAAUGGGAAAAGCAAAGUGGACUCCUCCAACUUUGGAUAUGCUGACAUAUUGGAGUGAGCGCAAAAACAGAGUGGGUAAGCAGUGCAGAAAAACAGAGUGAGGUUGAGAGAAAAUCUCCCUUGUUGAUGUUAGAAAGUUGAGAGAUUUGGAUUAUGAUCCGAAAAUUGUAAUCCAUUUUCAGUAGUGGAUUGUUUUUCAUCUGGGUAAGUGCCCCGUGGUUUUUUCCCAUUUGGGUUUUCUACGUAAAAAUUCUGGUGUCCUCUUUAUUUUACUUUGUUUGCUUAUUCUGUGCUUGGGUGUUUGAUUGUGUUGCUGAUUGGUUUGAUUCUGGGCAUUGGACCAUUAAAACCUCAACAAUAUAUCCAUUUAAGUAAU
Rubroshorea leprosula is the source of this 2930-nucleotide messenger RNA. The record is from the annotation of a GenBank genome assembly. Lineage: Eukaryota; Viridiplantae; Streptophyta; Magnoliopsida; Malvales; Dipterocarpaceae.